CAUCAUGGGAGGAGUAGUUCACAAUUGGUAGCUAGCUAGCUAAGUUUUAAUCUCUCGUUAUCUAACUAAAGCUAGGAUGUAAAUACAGUUUCGGAUACCUGUUAGUUUAACCCAAACAAACUGUAUCUGUGUUCUUAAAUUAAAACCCUCGAAGGUUUUUAAACCCUUUCUUAUAUAUGCUUGCUAACGCUAACGUUAGCAGCAAUUUGCUGGACUGUGGCAGACUGUUGCCCUGGCUUUGUUUUUUGGGAGGAGAAGCAGCAAUUUAGCAUAGCUUUUGCUAGCCACGGCCAAAUAAGCUAGCCCGCCAUCGUUAUUUCUUAUGACACCGACACGUUAUUUUGCCAAAAAUGUCAACUCCGUCAGUGGAUAAAGAACUACAGGAACGGUUGCGCGAGGCGUCUGCUAUCGGAGACAUCGAUGAAGUACGGACUUUAGUGGAGAGUGGUGUUAAUGUAAACUCCCAAAAUGAAAUCAAUGGCUGGACGUGUCUGCAUUGGGCGUGCAAGCGGAACCAAAGGCAUAUUGUUGCCUAUCUUCUCAACUCUGGCGCAGACAAAGAAAUUCUAACUUCAAAAGAUGAGUUAGCGGCCCAGCUAACUUCAAAACCCGAUAUCAGAUCGCUGCUCGGAGUCGAGGAGGAUGAAGUUCCUGAGCUGAAGGAGCCAGAUUUGCCGAUUGUGGCGAGCUACCUCUCCGGCACGCCUUUCGUGUACAGCAAGCCCGACUCGGACGGCCUGGCCCUGGAGCCCUGCGUCACGCACAACGGCGUGGUGGAUAACGGCCACAACUGCCACGGCAACCGCUCCCCCUCGCCUGCACCCUCACCGCCCCGCCCACAGGAGCCCAGCCUGCUCGCCGACACGCGCUCACAGAGAGAGGGCGGCCGCGCGCCCGUCGUCGAGCAGAACGGCCUGUCGCCCAGCGCUCACUGUGCCAUGAACGGGACCCUCUCCCUGGAGCUCUCCGAGUCGCGACCCCAGGUCACCAACACCGCUGUCGCUAGGCAACAGCCCAUUCCCCAGCAGUUUAACUGCGCUCAGGCCGGGGGGUCAGUGCCGGCGUUCCAGCCCUUCUUCUUUACAAGCACCUUCCCGGUCAACGUGCAAGAGUUGGUUUUGAAGGUCAGGAUCCAGAACCCAAACGCGCGGGAAAACGACUUCAUCGAGGUGGAGCUGGACCGCCGGGAGCUGACGUACCGCGCUCUGCUCAGGGUGUGCUGUCGCGAGCUGGACAUCAGCGCCGACCACGUGGAGAAGAUCCGCAAGCUUCCCAACACCAUGCUGAGAAAGGAUAAAGACGUGGCGCGGCUGCAGGACUUCCAGGAGCUGGAGGUGGUGCUGGAGAAAGCGGAGGGCCUGUCGCUGCUCUCCGCCGGGGGGCAGGGGAGCCUGACGGACCGGCCGUGCUACAACAUGAAGGCCUCCCGGCUCACCUACUAACUGCACAGCCACAGCCCUUUACCUCCGACAUGUGUCCUAGUAAUACUCCCUUUGCUUUUAAUUUAACACAUUCCUUGCCUCUUACUUUCCUCCAUGUAUUUCCUGUCAUUCUGCGAGCAUCUGCUCCUGUAAGUGGUCGUGAUCCGCUACAGUGCGCAUCUCCACCGCCCUCGGGGGUGCGUCUCCUGACUCGAAUGAGGCUUUUUGUGGACGGCAUCUCCCCCUGGCUCGUCUGGGUGUGUGGAAAAGGGCGACGGUGGGACAGUUUGCCUUUCCCUCGGUGGAAGAGGUGGCAGUGUGCGCCCCCCCCCGCUCUGAUUACAUAUGAAGCCUAAUAUUUACAGCACAAACCAACGCUAUCCCCCACACCGCCAGAAUGGUGUGGAGUAGUCUCUCCUGUGGAAGUGCUGCCAUGGAAAUGUGUUCAUUGCGAAACGUCGGCAUUCAUUUUGCUCUCAAAUUAGUGCCAGGGCCUGCCACAUUUACAAAAACACGAGUUUGAGAUCAAUCACUGUUGCUUUUGGACCGUAAAAGAGGGCAUUGACUAUGUCUGCUGGACCCGCUAAAGCACUGGAAAUGCGAUACGAUGCAGGAAGCAACCAGCCCGUUUCUCUGUGCGCACCUCUGAUCGGACCAAGAUCAUCUUGCGGUGCCGCCCGGGUGUUAGGCCCACCUCGUACCCUGCGCCUACAGGCAGGUCCGAGUGGUGGAGGUCCCCAUGGUGGAGGUCCCCGUGGUGGAGGUCCCCGUGGUGGAGGUCGCAGUGGUGGAGGUCGCAGUGGUGGAGGUCCCAGUGAUGGAGGUCCCAGUGGUGGAGGUCCCAGUGGUGGAGGUCCCUGUGGUGGAGGUCCCAGUGGGAUACGACGGGCCCAUGGUGCAGCACCCAUCCUGGAGCCUUACAGGAGGCCUCUGGCUUGGUUCCUUUGUUUAAGAUCUGAGAGUGCUGAUUGUCUGAGUUUGCACUAAUUUACUUUCCUUUAAUUACUGUGAUGGUAUGAACAUAGGGUAAAUAUACAUACAUGUAAUGCCAGCAAAAUGUGUCCUUCAAAAUAGAAUAUUCCAAACAAUGUUGUUUUAUUAUGUCUAGAAUUUCUAAUUAUUACUGUGUUAUGUUUAACAAAUGUUAAUAACCAUGUGAUUUCUCAACAAGAGUGAACGCUUUGAAGUGUGAUUAGAUGGGAUAUUUGGUGCACCUCAACCAAAAUUAGUUUUCUAUGGAAAAGCCUGGGGUUUCAGGUUAUGCUAUGACUACAGUUUACAGUUUUGGAGGAAAUGGCAGGUUGUCGUUUUUUAGUUGCGGUUUUGUAUAGCAACACAAAGACUGACUCUUUAGAGUAAAUUCAACAUUAAAGCAUUACGUUUUCAAUCAUUCUUGUUGGGCCCCCCUGGUUAAAUAAGCUAGCUUUCUGAAGUUAUUUUAUUAUUUAAUUUUCAGUAGUUGAUUUUAUUAAGUGGUGGCUGUGUGCUUUGUCCUUAGCUCCUACAUCCACAGCAUGUGCUGUCCUACAAGGAUACAGAAAGAUGUCACAAACAAAAAAAGAAUGAAGUAUUGACAAAUAAAACUGUAUUUGCCUUUAUCAUGCUACAUGAAGUAUGUGUACAUCUGGGUUGAAUAUGCACAGUUAUGAUAAUAAAGGUAAACCACAAACUGAA
Conger conger (European conger) is the source of this 3095-nucleotide messenger RNA. Its product is annotated as ankyrin repeat domain-containing protein 40-like. The coding region runs from base 351 to 1442 and encodes 363 amino acids. The transcript has 5 exons. The record is from RefSeq and is a predicted model, not a curated record. NCBI's taxonomy places the organism in Eukaryota, Metazoa, Chordata, Actinopteri, Anguilliformes, Congridae. Gene Ontology annotation, molecular function: protein binding.